AUGACGGCCGGGCGGAACCAAUAUUAUGAAUUUUACCGUCAAAGCAGCAUUGGCAUGCAGCUGACGGAUGCGUUGGAUGAGCUCAUCCAGUCCGGUCAUAUCAAUCCCAUCUUGGCGAUGAAGGUGCUGGAGCAGUUCGACAAGUCGAUUUCCGAGACGCUGGCCACCCACGUCAAGUCUAAAGGCAAUAUUAAGGGACAUCUUCAUAACUACCGACUCUGUGACGAGGUGUGGACCUUUAUUAUCAAGAAUGCCAUGUUCAGGUUGGACAAUGGGGAGAUGCUCCCUGUGGAAAAAGCAAAGAUUGUCGCAUGCAAGCUCGGGGAGGGUAGCAACCGAUAA
Molecule: messenger RNA, 342 nt
Organism: Malassezia sympodialis ATCC 42132
Lineage: Eukaryota; Fungi; Basidiomycota; Malasseziomycetes; Malasseziales; Malasseziaceae
Gene: TOA2
Product: transcription initiation factor IIA subunit gamma
Biological process (GO): transcription initiation at RNA polymerase II promoter
Cellular component (GO): transcription factor TFIIA complex
Source: RefSeq, a predicted model, not a curated record